CAUCUCAAUACUAGCUACACCUAUCACAAUCUUCUCACUCUCACGCAAGUCCCUCACAACCAAAACCCAAAAAAUAAAAGAAUACCCAAAAAAAACAACAAUGUCCAAACCAACCGCAGCGACAUCCGACACGGCCUUCCGCAAAACCUGGGACCGAGAAGAAUACGCCAAAAAAGCCGCAGACGAAGAAAGCAAACGCAAAGAAGAAUCCAAAGCGCGCUAUGAAGCCAAACUACUCGGGAAAAAAUGGCACGCGCCGGUCGACUAUAGCUCGUUGGAGGCCACGACAUCUCGAAAACAGCGACUAGAUGUGGCGUCGAUGGUGGGCAAGACGACGAUUGUGUCGGCUGGGUCGGCGGUGGGCAAGAGAGGCCGGGGAGCCGGUUUCUACUGUGGGGACUGUGAUCUUACUUUCAAGGAUAACUUGCAGCUUGUGGAGCAUUUGAAUAGUAAGCAGCAUUUGAUUGCGACGGGGCAGAGCGGCGAAGUGACCAGGGCUACUGUUGAGGAUGUGCGGCAGCGGUUACGGUUGCUUGCGCAUCAGAAACGGGUGCGAGAGGAGGAGGAAAGGAGGGCUUGGCAGCUUGAUCUCGGGGCUAGGCUUCAGGAGAGGGAGGAGCAGGAGGCUAAGGAACGAGAGGAGAAGAGGAGGAAGAGGAAUGAGAAGCGGCGGAAGGGUGGAGAUGGAAUCAAGCAGGAAGAAGACAGCUGGGAGGGCCGGUUGGGAAUUAUCGCAUGAAUGCAUUCUGUUGGUUCGUUUUGGGAUGAGCUGGCUUGUAUAUGGAUGGGUGCUUUAUGGUCGACAAAAGUUGCAGUAUACCCUCGGCGUUUUGGUUUUUAUUUGGGCAUGUUAUGGUCCUUCGGUUGAAUAACAAAUCAAAGAAAAA
Messenger RNA from Aspergillus caelatus, 887 nucleotides. Its product is annotated as U4/U6-U5 snRNP complex subunit SNU23. The coding region runs from base 101 to 739 and encodes 212 amino acids. The record is from RefSeq and is a predicted model, not a curated record. The transcript has a single exon. NCBI's taxonomy places the organism in Eukaryota, Fungi, Ascomycota, Eurotiomycetes, Eurotiales, Aspergillaceae. Gene Ontology annotation, cellular component: spliceosomal complex; U4/U6 x U5 tri-snRNP complex. Gene Ontology annotation, biological process: mRNA splicing, via spliceosome.